This is a messenger RNA of Rhododendron vialii, 1015 nucleotides long. RefSeq names its product ribonuclease 3-like. Gene Ontology annotation, molecular function: RNA binding; ribonuclease T2 activity. Gene Ontology annotation, cellular component: extracellular region. Lineage: Eukaryota; Viridiplantae; Streptophyta; Magnoliopsida; Ericales; Ericaceae. Gene Ontology annotation, biological process: RNA catabolic process. Bases 89 to 769 code for a protein of 226 amino acids. The transcript is spliced from 4 exons. The record is from RefSeq and is a predicted model, not a curated record.
GUCCUUCAACUACAUAUACCACUGAACUAGUGCUUUGUCAUAUAUAAUAUGCCCCAUAACUCACAAGGAGAUAAUAAAGAAAGAAACCAUGAAAUCUAUGUCCACAGUCUCCAUUUUGACCAUCUUUGCACUAUCCCUUUCACCACUUCCAUGUUUUGCAGGAGAUUUCCUUUACCUUGUCCUACAGUGGCCGGGGUCGUACUGUAGCACAAAGCAUGGCUGUUGCUUCCCGAAGAAUGGAAAACCUGCAAAUGAUUUCACCAUUGCUGGACUGUGGCCCUGCUACUUGAAUGCCACUAUCCCUCAGUUCUGCAAUUCUCAUAGCCAGCUCAACUUAGCCAAGGCCUCAAACCUAACCAAAAGCCUGCAAGUAAAUUGGGUCUCGCUUGCCUGCCCAAGCAGUGAUGGAUUGAGUCUGUGGGCCCGUGAAUGGCAGCAGCAUGGGACAUGCUCAGGCCUCAACCAACUUGACUACUUUGAGGCAGCUCUCAGACUUAAGAAGCAAGUCAACCUCCUUAAAACACUCAACAAUGCAGGAAUCCAACCAAAUGGGAGGUUUUACAAGACAGGCGCAGUGGUGGAGGAGACCAUACGAAAGGCAGUCGGGUAUAUGCCAGGGUUAUGGUGCAAUGAGGACAAAUCGGGGAACCGUCAGCUCUAUCAAGUAGUCAUGUGUGGCGACUUUGCUGGAAACAGGAUCAUAGACUGUCCAGGGAUCCCAACGGGGAAGGGGGAGUGCGCUGCGUCUAUCAAGUUUCCUCCAUUCUAAAGACUGUAGUAGUAGCAAAUAACACCACCGGAAAAGUAACGGGCUAGACUUAUGGCAAUUUAUGCUAUGUUCUUGUUUCAAUUAAUAGUUACUAGCUAGUUUGAUGCUUGUAAAUCGGCUUUUUGUUUGGAAGAAAUCACAGAAAGGAAAAAAUCAAGAGUCUUUGAGAUAUAGUGGUGAAGGAUAAGAAUCAGUGAUGUAGAACUAUUGUCCACGUUAAUAUAUAGUCGUUAUUCCCUUGGCCUA